GUCUACAUAACCACGCAUUUCCGUAAACUUCUCACUGCGAAAGUCCCUGCGCGGGGCUUUUGAGGUCUGGCUCUUGACUGUGUAACAUGUGUGAUGGAAGUGUCACAAAGGUGCAACGUGCUGGAAAGGAGAUUGUCAUUUCCGAAGCCAAAGUACACGAAAAACGAAUGAGCUGGCCGUAGCCACUUCCAGUUUAUGUAACCUCCCAGUUGCUUAGCCGACUAAGAGCUAUUUCUCGCAGAGUGAACACCAUGACAACCACAAGUUGAUAAUGGAGGUCCAAAGCCAUCCAGAGAAUCCUGGCUCUGUUACAGAAACAGAUGUAAUCAUAGACUGAGAGGGCAUUGCUGGAAACAGGUGAUAUCAAGAAACACGAUUCUGCCAGCAAAACAGAAUAAGUGUAGCAAGUGUGUGAUAAUAUUUAAGAUGUCAGUAGCACAAUGGAGUCUUGCUUCAAAAGUGUAAUGAGUGGGAAAGAAUUUGCACAAGCAAGUUACCAGAAGAAACACAUGAAACGUCACACUGGUGUCAGACCUUAUCAGUGUUGUGAGUGUGGGAAAGAAUUCACAGAAAAUGGCCAUCUGAAAAGACACAUGAAGAAACAUGAGAGUGGUCAGAGUGAUGUGAAUGGGAAACCUCAUCAGUGUGGGGAAUGUGGGAAAGUGUGUACAAGAUCAAGUAACUUGCAGACACACAUGAUGAGUCACAGUAGAAUAAAGUCCUUUGAGUGUGAAGUGUGUGGGCAAGUAUUUACAAGAUCAAGGAGCAUGAAGAUGCACCAGAAGAGUCUUCACUGUGGAAUCAAGCCUUUCAAGUGUGCUGAAUGUGGGAAAACAUUUUCACGAAGAGGUACUCUGGAGGGACACAUGAGGAUUCACGAUGGAGUCAAGCCCUUUGAGUGUGAUGAGUGUGGGAAAGCAUUUACACAAAGAGGUACUCUGAAGACUCACAUGAGGCUCCACAAUGGUAUCAAGCCUUUCAAGUGUGCUGAAUGUGGGAAAACAUUUUCACGAAGAGGUACUCUGGAGGGACACAUGAGGAUUCACGAUGGAGUCAAGCCCUUUGAGUGUGAUGAGUGUGGGAAAGCAUUUACACAAAGAAGUCAUCUGAAGACACACAUGGGUAUUCACAGUGGAAUCAAGCCUUUUAAGUGUGAUGUGUGUGGGAAAGAGUUUACACGGGCAGGUACCCUGAAGAGUCACAUGAUGCAUCACAGAGUCCGGGGUACAGAGUCCGGGGAAACAUGAACACAAAGAAGUGAUCUAAAUACACACAUGAGUAUUCACUGUCGUAUCCAGCCUUUUAAGUGUGCUGAAUGGGGAAAAGUGUUUGCAUAUUCUGGCAUCUUCAUGGAGUUCUGCCCUGAACAUUGAGUGUACCGUAUAUAGGUGCCGGAAGACACACAUCAUAGUGGCGGGCAUUAGUGAGGUCAAUCCUGACUACAGUACAGAACCUCAUGCCAUGAGUGUUGGCAAUCAAUUAGUUUAGUGACUUAGGUUUUUGAGCUAUCACUGGUAAGUCUUUUCUUUGUUGAGUGAAAAUGUUGACCAAACAGCUGAUAAUAUGUUGCCUCGCCUUGCCUCACCAAGUAAGGGAGAUGUUUUACGAACGUACUGCCACUUUGCCUAUUGUAUCUUUCUAACUCAUAGUAACCUUGUGAUAGGUACUACUUUCAAGUGAGACCUGCUUGGAGGUAUUACUCUAUUGUUUCAGUAUAACGCUGUGUAAGCAUGGUAAGGUAUCCCAAUGUUUCUGUAUUGUGGUAUUUCUUGGAGUCAUGUUUUAACCAUGACUUUAAUAUGAGUAGAUCAGGAGUCAACUCAGCUCGCCAUUCAUUUGUGCUCAUUAUGCAUUACAUGGUAACCUGCAACAAGAGAAUCAUAAAUCAGUGUUUUUCAAGGAAACUUUCCAUGUGCAUUCCUCAAUACCUAAACUGGUGCCUUUUGCUAUUUUGAAAUUUUUCUAAAUUAUAUUUUUUGUUGUUUCUAUGGAAGCAAUUUCAACUUAAUCUUAAAUGAAGGUCUGGUUCUAUGAAAUUUCCCAUGUGCAUUUGUUAUCAGUUUAACUGAAGCCUUUUGCUGUGUUAUUCUUUUUUUGUUUCCCUAACCAUGCUAACCAUGAUAACAAUUUGAACUUCGUCUGAAAACAACACUAGGCUUCGUUUCUGAGCCAUAACAGGAGGCACGGUAGGCCCAGUUGUCUAAGGUGCCGCGAUUCGCUAUGCAGAGUUGUGUCCCUUGGGCACG
Haliotis rufescens (red abalone) is the source of this 2246-nucleotide messenger RNA. RefSeq names its product gastrula zinc finger protein XlCGF49.1-like. The record is from RefSeq and is a predicted model, not a curated record. NCBI's taxonomy places the organism in Eukaryota, Metazoa, Mollusca, Gastropoda, Lepetellida, Haliotidae. The transcript is spliced from 2 exons. Gene Ontology annotation, biological process: regulation of transcription by RNA polymerase II. The coding region runs from base 441 to 1247 and encodes 268 amino acids. Gene Ontology annotation, molecular function: RNA polymerase II cis-regulatory region sequence-specific DNA binding; DNA-binding transcription factor activity.